ACGCACAUGUAGAUUUCCGAGAUCACCCGACCAGAUACCUCGUCUCUAUCCCAAUCAUCUCCGUUCGAAAUCGCUCACAUCCAAUACGGUACAGUGCGGUGCAGCACGCCGUGCGCAGAGCUCUCUGUUCGCCUUUGCGCCGUUCCUCCCGGCGAAUCUUCCGUCCUUGUAACCCGCAUCCCUCGCGUACACCAUCUUUACACCAUCUACCUCAAGCGCGAGCGACAUGAGCCUCGCAAUGGCCGGUGCUACGGCCGCUGUAGCACCCGUCCUCGCCCCGCUCGCAGCGCAUCAGUCCCCAACUCCCCCCACCGCCCGCCGUGUCCCGCACGCGGCAACCAAGCCCAUGCACGGGCCGCCAUGCGCCGCGUCAGCUGGCCUGCUGCGAUGCCCCGGAUUCCAAGGGAGCCUCAGAAACCCCACAAGUCCCACCAUAUUCCGGCAUCAUAAACAUAAUAAGUAUCAUUCCCAUCCCCACGACCCCCAUCUCCUCUCGCACCGCCACAUUUUCGUCCCCGCGUCGCGGUUUGUCGUCGCGGCAUCCUCCACUUCUGGCUCCGCCCGCCAUGCAGCCGCUUCACCCCCGCCCUUCACUCCCCACUCGCACCGCCCCCCCGCACACUCCCCCACUCACUCCCCCGCACACUCCCCCUCGCACUCUCCGUCACCGUCCCCGUUUCUGGAACACUUGCCGUCCGCGAACGCGCCUCCUCGCAACUCGGUCAGCGCCGUCAACGCCGCCGCCACCAACGCUGCAGCGUCGCCCUCCGUCUCGCCAGACACGCGAGCAGCCGCCAUUUCCGGCGGAAUGCCCGGAGUGGUACCAUCCCGAGUACCCUCCGCCGUGGACGGCACGCCUGCCGACCGUCAAGUUCUGGCCGGCGACCUCCUCUGGUUGCCGUCCGAGGCGCCGCUCGACGGCAACGAGCACGGGCCGGCACGGCCGCCGCUGUCGUCGCAAUCGAGCCGUUCAUUCACGGCCCUCCACGUGGCAGAGAUCCUGAACUUCUUGCAUGGGCCUCCCCCAUCGGUCGUAGGCGCACCUCGUGUUGCGCAACAACACGCGGAAGUUGCGGAAGUUGCGGAAGUUGCGGAAGCCGCAGAAGUCGCGGAAGUUGGAAAUACCAUGCACCCCGCCCGUCGCGAGGAGGCGGAGGCGGAGGUGGAGGCGGAGGCGGAGGCGUUUCCGCCGCAAUCACCCCGUGCCCCAGUCGCUGCGGCGGCGGCGGUGGCGGCGGAACCGUUUCCGCCUGUGCCGAUUUUGGCGCCUGCGGCUCCAACGGCGGCUUCGCCCGUCACGCAAGAAACAGAGGUCGCGGCGGCGGUGGCGGCGGCAGCAGCGGCCCGCGCGGCGUCGACGAGCGCAGCGCGGUGGUCGCGAGUGUACAGCCACGUGAACGAGGAGCGACCGCGCGAGUACUGGGACUACGAAGCCAUCCACAUCCCCUGGGGCGAGCAGGCGGACUACGAGCUGGUGCGCAAGGUGGGGCGCGGCAAGUACAGCGAGGUGUUCGAGGCGCGCACCGUGCGCGGCGGCGCCAGGUGCAUCAUCAAAGUGCUCAAGCCCGUGCGCCGGAAGAAGAUAAAGCGCGAGAUCAAGGUGCUGCAGAACCUGGCGGGCGGGCCCAACAUCAUCUCCCUGCUGGACGUGGUGCGCGACCCCUUCACGCGCACGCCCGCGCUCGUCUUCGACCUCGUGGAUGCGAUCGACUGGAAGCUGCUCUACCCCACCUUCACUGACCUCGACGUCCGCUACUACCUCUACCAACUGCUGCUGGCGCUGGACUUUGCGCACUCGCAGGGCAUCAUGCACCGCGACGUGAAGCCGCACAACGUGAUGAUCGACCACCAGCGCCGCCAGCUGCGUCUCAUCGACUGGGGUCUCGCCGAGUUCUACCACCCGGGCAUGGCCUACAACGUCAGGGUCGCCUCCAGGUACUUCAAGGGCCCGGAGCUGCUGGUGGACCUGGAGGAGUACGACUACUCGCUGGACAUGUGGAGCUUCGGCUGCAUGCUCGCCGGCAUGGUGUUUCGGCGCGAGCCCUUCUUCUGUGGGUGGGACAACGCGGACCAGCUGGUGAAGAUUGCGCAGGUGCUGGGCACGGACGGGCUGUUUGACUAUGUGAAGCGGUACGGUGUGAAGAUGGACCCGCACCUGCAACUCUUGCUCGGCAGGCGACCGCGCAAGCCAUGGUCGCGAUUCGUGACAUGCGACAACCACCACCUGGUGUCCGCUCAGGCGGUGGACUUGAUAGACCGCCUGCUGCGCUACGACCACAGCACACGCCUCACUGCACAGGAGGCCAUGGCGCACCCGUUUUUCGAUCCUGUGGCGCCUGGAAGGGGUGCGGCUGUGUGAACGGAGUGAUUGGUGGUGAUGGGUGGUGAUGUAGGGCCCAGAAUGUAGGACACUUGUGAAGGGGUGGAGUCGGGAGAGGAGACAGGAUAGGCGGAGGCAAUGCAGGGAAGCAAGGCAGGGGACAGGUCCUCUUCUCUCGCUCUCGUUCUCUCCCUCUCUCUCUAUAUGCCUCGUGUGAGACGAGUACCACCAUGUACAUACAUACAGCACAAGCUGCCUUUUGAUUUUGGCGUGGAGCACACGCGAGUAAAUGACUCGCGCAUCCCCCCCCAGCGUCCAGCGUCCAGCGUCCAGCGCCCAGCACCCAGUCCCAUCAACUCGAUGCCCAUGCGAUGAUCUUCUCCACUGCAGCUCUCUCCCUGCAGCCCUUCCCUCGCUGCUCCCUUUCCGAGCAGCAAAGUUACCCUGCCCGUACUCAGCUGCCAUCUACUGGUGGCUGGUAGCUGGUGGUUGGUGCUGCACGAGAGAUUUGUAGGCACAGUGCAGGGGGGGCGAAAGCUUGUGGUUGGCUUGUUAUGAAUUUUGUAUGUGUUGCACUUGCUGGCACGCACUAAGCGUGCUUACAAUUGUGUUGCUUACAUGUUUUGUUGUGUAAAGUGUUGGGUUUUAUU
Messenger RNA from Closterium sp. NIES-67, 2970 nucleotides. Lineage: Eukaryota; Viridiplantae; Streptophyta; Zygnematophyceae; Desmidiales; Closteriaceae. The record is from the annotation of a GenBank genome assembly.